Molecule: messenger RNA, 1005 nt
Organism: Saccharomyces kudriavzevii IFO 1802
Lineage: Eukaryota; Fungi; Ascomycota; Saccharomycetes; Saccharomycetales; Saccharomycetaceae
Gene: PUL3
Product: Pul3p
Exons: 1
Coding region: 1-1005 (334 amino acids)
Source: RefSeq, a predicted model, not a curated record
AUGGUGUUCGGCUACAUCACAUCAGUUGCUCCGAAUAGAAUGGUUGUCUUCAAGCUUAUAUCGAUUUACAGAACAGCUGCUGGGGGUUUCAUGGCGCUAUCCCAAUUAGUCGUCAUAUUUUUUGGAUACUGUGACUUCAAAAUCAAAGGAUAUCACAUUACUUCUUACAACGCACCAACAUUUGCCUCUGGUUUUAUAAUUCUUACAGUAUGCUUCCUACUAAUUGUUGUUUUAGAGAAUCCUGAGGUAAAAUCUAAUAACUUACAAAGCAAAAGCUUUCUUGGUGCUUUGAAAAAAUUCUUUACCGCUGGAAGAGAAAGACUUAUCUCCUGUUUGAUCUUAUUAUGGAGUAUGUUCUUAUCAUCAUUUGUUAUGAGUGAAGUAUUCUACUUUAUGCCACUUUUUCUCACACUCCACGUUGGAUGGGAUACCAAAUUUCAAAGCGUGGCAUUUAUGGUCGCCUCUAUGCUUGGUAUUACUGGAAGUUAUUUUGCCCCAAAACUGAUAAGCAUCAGAUAUUUUUGCAAAAGUGCUGAAGAAGACGAUGUGAAGGAGUCGGGCACGACUGACAAUGAAAAAUUAGAGGUGGACAAGAAAGAUUCGCUGUACUCCAAGCAAGUUUAUCUGUCCAUCUCUGCAUUAUUUCUUUUAUUGGUAGGACAAGCUUUUAUGAUUGGAGCAUAUGAAGCUCUGCAACACAAAUGUUUGCCGGCCACCAACUCUGGUAUAUUUUUUGCCGCAGGAAUAUCAAUUACAUUGCUAGGGUAUAACUUUUUGGCUUCCAGCAUUCCUGCAAUUUUUUCCAUGUAUAUUGACCCAACGCUUAAGGUUCAAUUGAUGCCUUCAAUUGGAGCCAUCUCUGGGGUUGGUAAAUUGGCGGCGCCUAUUGUGCUGGCUCCUCUUUAUAAAACAAGAUUAGGGCUUUCAAUUGCGGUUGGAUUUUGCAUGAUUUUGGUAGCUGUUUCGAUCCUACCACUAAUCUGGCUCAGAAAGAAAAGAUGCUGA